AUGUCCACCCCGCGCGGCACCCCGAGCAUGAGCACGAGCAUGAUGAACAUCCCCGCAACGCAAAACACCGCGCCGGUGAUCAAGUUCCGCUGCCUGUACACGCACGACAUGCGACGCAAAGCCAAGCGCUGGCAAGACGGGUACCUGCGAUACCACACCUUCAACAAGCGGAUCAUGGUCUACGACACGGUCGGGAAUUACAUCGGCGAUCACCACUGGCGUCAGGACGAGGAAAUUCAAGAUGGCGACGAGCUGGAGCUCGAUAACGGGAUCCUGAUCGAGGUUGGCGAGUCGGUGGAGAGGACGGAGACGGAUGUGUCGAGCUUGCAUGGCAAGAAGAAGAGUCACAACCACAAUGGCAGAUCGCCGUUGAGACCGGGGGAGACUCCGAUGUCGUCGGUGUCGACGCCCUCGCGGUUCUCCCAGCAGAUGAGGUCGCUGAAUGAUCUGCUCGGGAUCAAGAAGUCUUCGACGUCGACGCAGCGCUCGGAUGCCUCGCUGGAAGAGAGACACCCGAAUCCGACGAGAUAUACCGAGGAGGUACCGGAUCGGCCUGCGAAACGACCAAGGAUGGUCGCGGACAGACAGGUUUCCAGCCACCGGCAGCGCGCAGUGAUCGACUUGACGGAAUCCACACCGGAUCCUAUACGACCUACACCUACAGGAGAGGCCAUAAGGCGGACCGAAGAUCUAGAUCGCAAAUCCCACAGGGACAAAUCCAGCAGAGAGAAAUCCAGAGACAACCCCAAGCACAAGGGAUCCUACGACGAAUUUCCCUCCGCCCCAGAACAACAGAUCCCAAACCCUCCCUCAAAGAGCGCCGCUGUCCCCGACCCCCCGAUGAACAAGAUUCGUCUGUCCACCGGGAAGCAGCGUAAGAAGAUGCUAUACCAGCCUGGCCUUAUAAACACUACACCUACAACAACAGCGGCAGCAGCAACCACAAGCAUAGCCACCAGCUCUGAUCCCGACCCCAAAAGACCAAUACCAAUACCACGACCAAGACCUACCCCAUCCAUUCUCCCACAGGCACAACCAAAACCCCAACACCAGCCUCCCCUCCCUCCUCACCAUGCAACCAGGAACAUCAAAACCCACGCCAUAGACAGCGACAGCGACAGCGAGGACUUGACCAUGACCACAACCAACCCCAACCCCAGAACAACCCACGCUCACACCAACACCCACACCCAUAUCCCACCCCCAAACCCACACCCCCAAUCAAAGCAACAACAACCCCUCCAAGCACCACCCAAGCCCAUACCAAUACCAAUGCCAAUGCCAAUCCCAACCCUCAAAUCCAAAUCCAGUCUCCGAAAAUCCUACUCCGACCCCACCGCCCUCGCAACCCCCAGAACGCUUGCGUCCCGGCGUCCAGAAAACCCGGACCAUGAUGCAGAAGCAGAACAGGGUCCGUGGACGAGAGAGGCGCGGUAUUUGUUUGACUUUUGGCCGCCGGGGAGGGAGAGGGUUGUUUGA
Messenger RNA from Aspergillus heteromorphus CBS 117.55, 1479 nucleotides. RefSeq names its product DNA helicase ZGRF1-like domain-containing protein. NCBI's taxonomy places the organism in Eukaryota, Fungi, Ascomycota, Eurotiomycetes, Eurotiales, Aspergillaceae. The record is from RefSeq and is a predicted model, not a curated record. The transcript has a single exon. Gene Ontology annotation, cellular component: site of double-strand break; nucleus. Bases 1 to 1479 code for a protein of 492 amino acids. Gene Ontology annotation, biological process: double-strand break repair.